GACGCGGACAAAACGGCCGUGGGGCGGCGGGGCGGGGGACGCGGCCAUGGAGGCCGAGGGCUGCCGCUACCAGUUUCGGGUCGUGCUGCUGGGGGACGCGGCGGUGGGCAAGACGUCGCUGCUGCGGAGCUACGUGGCGGGCGCGCCUGGCGCCCCGGAGCCCGAACCCGAGCCCGAGCCCACGGUGGGCGCCGAGUGCUACCGCCGCGCGCUGCAGCUGCGGGCCGGGCCGCGGGUCAAGCUGCAGCUCUGGGACACCGCAGGCCAGGAGCGCUUCAGGUGCCUCACCAGGUCCUUUUACCGGAACGUGGUGGGUGUCCUGCUGGUCUUUGAUGUCACAAACAGGAAGUCCUUUGAACACAUCCAUGACUGGCACGAGGAGGUCAUGGCCACUCAGGGCCUGGACAAGGUGAUCUUUCUGUUGGUUGGCCACAAGAGUGACCUGCAGAGCACCCGUUGUGUCUCAGCCCAGGAGGCCAAGGAGCUGGCUGCCUCCCUGGGCAUGGCCUUCGUGGAGACCUCAGCUAAAAACAACUGCAACGUGGACCUGGCCUUUGACACCCUCGCUGAUGCUAUCCAGCAGGCCCUGCAGCAGGGGGACAUCAAGCUAGAAGAAGGCUGGGGGGGUGUCCGGCUCAUCCACAAGACCCAAAUCCCCAGGUCCGCCAGCAGGAAGCAGCACCCAGGCCCAUGCCAGUGUUGACUCUAGGAGAGAAAGGGUUAAAGCAGUCCCAGCCUCAGCCCACAUGGUGGCAUGGGAAUGUUAGUAUCUCUCUGGAGGACAAAUUCCAGAAGGGCUCAUAUAAACAGUAUCUGGACACAGUCAUGCUUCCUGGAUUUUGGAGUCAAAGCUUUCUACAGAAAAGAAAGGUCUGAUGGCUGGGUGGGGUGGGUCACUCUUCUUGGGCGGAUCACUUGAGGUCAGGAGUUUGAGACCAGCCUAGCCAACAUGGUGAAACCCUGUCUCUCCUAAAAAUACAAAAAUUAGCCAGGCAUGGUGGUGCAUGCCAGUAAUCACAACUACUUGGGAGGCUGAGGCAGAAUUGCCUUAGUUAUCUCAUGAACCAAAGAGGACUAAGACAAAGACAAAAGGUUCUGUUUGAAAGAAGGGGUCAGGGGACUCUGCUUCUAGUGAACGAAGGCCCUGAGGUUUUACAGCCCUUCGUGGUCAGCUACUUGAUUUAUCAUAGGUUCAGCAGGUUCCAGAUGUUCAGGUAGAUAGACUCAAGGAGCACGGGACCUGGCGUGUGACUGCCCUCAACAUUCCUUCUAGCCACACGCAGUUUGUCAGUUUGACAUCCUGCUUUCAUGAGGAGUUUGCUGUUUACUCCUAUAGCCUCCAGAGGUAUAUUGAGUUGGUCACGCCCCACAUUCUUGGGGUCUCCAGCAGAGAAUCGCUUGAACCCAAAAGGUAGAGAUUGCAGUGAGCUGAGAUUGCACCACUGCACUCCAGCCUGGGUGACAGUGAGCCUCUGUCUAAAAAAAAAAAAAGAAAAAAGAAAGAAAGAAAGAGAAAGAAAGAAAGAAAGAAAAAAAACACAGAAAAAAAAAAGAAAAUAACAAACAGAAAGAAAGAAAAGAAGAAAGAAAGGUCUGAGAGACCAGAUGUGCAAGUCCUUGAGCCUUAAUGUCCUUAACUGUCAAUGGGGCUUGUAAAAGAUCUCGCCUUGCAGGGAGGUAGUGGCCAUGAAUGAGAUAGUGUCCAGGGUGUGCUCACCCAGAGCCUGCCAUGCUAUGAAUUGCAUGACAAAAGCUCUCAUUCCCACUCUCUUUCUUGGCUGCAAUGUGGCUACUUUGGCAGCAUUCCUGAGCUUAGACACAGAAGCCAGCAUCAGGAAGCUGCUGCACGGGCAAAGGCAGGUGUGGGAAAUUCCAAGGGGAGCUUGGCUUGGAGCCUCCUUAGGUCCUCAGGCUAAAAUGAUUCUGGGCAUGGGAUUAAUAUGUGAUGUCAAACCCAGGGUUGCUGGCCAAUGCCCCCACCCCGGGCCCAGGGGCUGAAUGAAAAUGGAUGUUGGAGGCUGGGAUGAACAUGAAUGUGCAGCAAUUAUGUUGGGCACAGAGUGGCCACUAUUAUGAGCCACCAAGAUCCCCCUUCCUGGCUGGGGAACCCAUCAACCCUCUCCCCAGCUGCUGGAGUACCACUGGAUGAUUUCAGCUUGCAGCACUUUCUGGGAAAGGCCAACCCCUCAGGGCAGCCAUAUCCAACAUCCAUCUACACUGGGGGGCCUUCAAGGCCUUGCCCUCUUGACCGAGCUGUGGACGACUCUGAAAGUCAAACCCAACUUUAUCAGUCUCUAUGGGCUUCAUUGAGGACACUGUUGUGACAACAUCACAGCCAAGUUAUCCCGAUGCCCAAUCCGGCUUCCUUUUCUUCUUCCCCAAAACAGGUAUUCUCAAGAAUAUCCCCUAAUAAACAUCUGCACACUUGUCUCCAUCUCGAAA
This is a messenger RNA of Callithrix jacchus (white-tufted-ear marmoset), 2442 nucleotides long. RefSeq names its product RAB42, member RAS oncogene family (gene RAB42). NCBI's taxonomy places the organism in Eukaryota, Metazoa, Chordata, Mammalia, Primates, Cebidae. The record is from RefSeq and is a predicted model, not a curated record. Gene Ontology annotation, molecular function: GTP binding; GTPase activity.